Messenger RNA from Phlebotomus argentipes, 2166 nucleotides. It is a transcript of the gene Rchy1, whose product is annotated as RING finger and CHY zinc finger domain-containing protein 1. The transcript is spliced from 5 exons. The record is from RefSeq and is a predicted model, not a curated record. Lineage: Eukaryota; Metazoa; Arthropoda; Insecta; Diptera; Psychodidae. Gene Ontology annotation, biological process: ubiquitin-dependent protein catabolic process; protein ubiquitination. The coding region runs from base 218 to 1183 and encodes 321 amino acids. Gene Ontology annotation, cellular component: nucleus. Gene Ontology annotation, molecular function: ubiquitin protein ligase activity; zinc ion binding.
CAUUUUCGGUGUCGUCACAACAUGGCCACCACUUUCUAUUUUCUUAAUCACUUUGUACACAUGUAAAAUAUCCUUUUUCUCUUGUGAAUCCGUUGAGUCUCUGUGCAAAUUGGUGGUGAACGCGUAGUAGCCUUGGUGGAGAAUCUCAGGGUGGUGCAGAAGGACGCUUUGGUGUGGCUGCGCGUGUGUGGGGUGAGUGAAAGUGGGAGGCCGUGGAAUGGAGCAAACAUCAUCAUCGCCAUCAGCAAAUGGACGGGCAAAACUCCUGACUGGCGAGAAGACGCAGAAGACGGGCGAUGAGACUCCCUCGAGUGGCUCCGACAGAACACCAUCCGGCAGCGGCAGCACAGCGAUGACAACGAACACGGCGGACGAGGCCAAGGUCUCUCCGGGAGAUGCGUCCGGAGAGAAGCGCGUCGGAUGCGCACAUUACAAGAGACGCGCCAAGUUUGUGACGCCGUGCUGCAACAAGACGUACAUGUGUCGCUACUGCCAUGAUGAGCACGAAUCUCACUACUUCAACCGUCGCACAGUGACACAGCUGAUCUGCACGGAGUGCGAGACUCGGCAGCGCGUGCAGUCCGAGUGCGAGAAGUGCGGAGUGCGCUUUGGGAAGUACACAUGCCUAGUUUGUAACUUGUUUGACGACGAGGAGAAGGAUCAGUACCACUGCGACGGCUGUGGCAUCUGCCGCGUCGGCGGCAAGGACAGGUUCUUCCACUGCGAAGUGUGCAACAUGUGUCUUCCUCUGCAGCUAAAGAUCGACGGACACAGGUGCGUGGAGAACGUCUCGCGAUCCAACUGUCCAGUCUGUCUGGAGGACAUCCACACUUCGAGGAUUCCCUGUCACAUUCCCGAUUGCGGACACUUAAUCCAUCGCACGUGCUUUGAGGAAUUGCUGAGCUCUGGCCACUAUGCUUGUCCCACGUGCCAGACAUCGAUGAUCGACAUGUCGAAGCUGUGGGAGUAUUUGGACCAGGAGGUGGAGAAUUCGCCCAUGCCAAAAGAGUAUGAGAACUACAUGGUGGACAUUCUGUGCAAGGAUUGCCACAAGGAGUCUAAUAUUCCUUUCCACGCUGUGGGACUCAAGUGUUCUUUCUGCGGCGCCUACAAUACGUGCCAGACAACGAGAACGGCUGAUCGCGCGACCUCAGCGGCAAAUGCCGAAGGAGAAGGCAAUUGAAUAUCCAACCACAAGAUAUUCCCAAAUUGAGAAGUGGAUGAAAGACACACAAUUUCCCGCCUAUUUUGUGUCUCUUGCAGAAAUGGCAAAAAAUUCCCUGAAUCAUGAUUACUUCUUUUACUUAUAUAUCACUCGUUUUUGAAUGGACGUAAAAAAGACGAUAUGAGGACACAUCCUCGAGAUAUUUACUCAAUAUUCUACAGCUACAUAAUAUUGACACCCAAAUUCUAUGAUGAAAGGUGAUUAUUUCUAUGUAUAAAGAGAGAAAGUUUGUAGUGUAAAAAAAGGAAACUCAGAUGAUAGAUCUUUGUGAGUUAUGUGGGUGCGUGUGAUCCAGAAGAAAGGACGCACAAUGAGUUAAACCCUCUUGUUUAUAGAAAAGUGUAGAUUGAAAGUGCAGAGAAGUCGUCUUCCUCAAGGUUCACGCAUGACGAAAACCGAGGAAGAUGCGGAGAGUUAGUAUAGUGAAGUAAUGAAAAAAAUAUUUCUUGUUAUUCAAUGUAUAGAUAUAAUAAUGAUGCCACUAAAUAUUCAAAGGAUGAAUGAGAUAAAUCCGCUGUUGCACACCGAAAGGCGCGAUGAAACGCAAUAUGAGAAUUAAUAGAUAAGGAAUUGAAAAAACUGAAAAGGACUUUACAUUGAUAUUCAAAACACUUUAGUGAAGUGCAAAGAUCUUAAAACGAAUGAAAAAAAUAUGUUUACAAAUGCAUAGAGUCGAAAGAAUAUAAUAUCCGUUGAAUCUCUGCAAAUUUCCACCUCAUUGUUGAUUAUACUAUUUGUUUUUUUUUGUCUGUUUAAGUGCUAAAUACAGAUUCAACUGAGAGAAGUUGAUGCGAAGAGAAUAUUUUAAAAAGAGCAAAUAAGAGGAGCUAUUGAAUAUUUCUUUGAUGUAAAAGACUACAAAUAUAAGGAAUCACUGCAAAUGCAAGCAUUAUAUUGAAAAUAUUUUUAGUGUAGAUAAAAUUUUGUUUUUUUUUGUCGCU